Molecule: messenger RNA, 2176 nt
Organism: Gallus gallus (chicken)
Lineage: Eukaryota; Metazoa; Chordata; Aves; Galliformes; Phasianidae
Gene: ZNF746
Product: zinc finger protein 746
Exons: 6
Coding region: 102-1583 (493 amino acids)
Biological process (GO): regulation of DNA-templated transcription
Source: RefSeq, a predicted model, not a curated record
GAGGCCAGCGGUGGGAGCGAUGGGGGAGGGCCGGCGCUGGCGGGGUGGGCUGUCCCGGUCCGUCCCGGUCCGUCCUGUCCCGUCCGGUGUCGGCGCGGCUGAUGGAGGAGCUGUACGCUCGCAUCGAGGCCCUGGAGCGGCGGCUGGAGCGGGCGGAGGAGGCGCUGAGGGGCUGGGAAGCCUGGGGGCUGCGGUUGCCCUCGGUGCCGGUGACUUUCAAGGAUGUCUUUGUGGAGUUCAGCGGGGACGAGUGGGCCCUCCUGGAUGAUGAGCAGAAGGAGCUGCAUCGGAGCGUGAUGCAGAGCAACUGUGAAAUGCUGUUGUCCCUGUACUGUGACCUAGCCAAGCCUGAAGAUUUAUUGCAGAUGGAAAGAGGAGAGCCAUGCGUGCCAGCAGAGCCAGACCUGGAGGGCACAGCGGUGUCCCUGAAGCCGGGUGCAGAGCCCGUUGGUCCUGGCUGUGCGAGCAGUGAAGCCCUGCUGCAAGUGGAGACAGAGCAGUCUCCUAAGGGGAGAUGCAGGAACCCGGAGGACAGCAGGAGCCCAUCGGAUGCACCUGACAGUAGUGCACCACACGUUCCUCAGGAAGCCAUAGGUGCUCCAGCAGACCUCAGCCACCCAGCUGCCUCCCGUCCCUGCCCCAUCCCCACCUGCUGCCAGGAAGUGCUGACCCUGAGCCUGCCUCCGUCUCCUCCCCCUGCAGCAGCAGGUGCCGACGUGGGGAUCCCAGGAGAGGUCCUGCAGGAGGGGAUCGGCGCCGAGGAGGGUCUGCAAAAGGAGGACGUGGGAGGUGCAGGGAACCGUGGCCAGUAUCCAGCAGCAGAUGCUCCUGCAGAGCCGAGCAGGGAGGAGAUGCCAGACCUUUGCCAAACAGCAGCACGUGUGGAGCCCGGCGGCUCGGCUGGCCUGCUGGGAAAGCCAGAGGAGAGCGUGGGCAGAACCGCUGCCUGCCAGCGAAACUCCUCCCGGGAGAAGUUCUACAGGUGCAUGGUGUGCGGGAAGAACUUCCUGCUCAAGAUCAACCUCAUCAUCCACCAGAAGAGCCACAGCAACUGGGUGCCCUACGUCUGCAUCGAGUGCGACCAGGCCUUCACGUCCAAGAAGAAGAUCAGGCGCCACCUGCGGAUCCGGGCGGCCACGGGGUUCUGCCCACCCUCCGGCACCGAGGGGGGCUCCAGCCUGGCGCCCUGCAGGGCUGCUCAGCCCCACGGCCGGGGCAGCAGCACCAGGGAGCAGUGGGAGAGGCCCAACCCCAACCUGUUCCCGCCGCCUCCUCAGAAGAUCACGUAUACCUGCAUGGAGUGCAUGGAGAACUUCUCCAGCCAGAGCUUUCUGGUGCUGCACCAGAGGACGCACGCUAACCGCCAUCACUUCACCCUGUGUCUGUGCUGCAAUAGGAGCUUUGUCUGGGCCUCCCAGUUCGUCCGCCAGAGCGCCGCGGGCAGGAAGGGCUACUGGUGCAGUGAGUGCCAGAAAGCCUGCAAGCGGCUCCGCCGCCCGCGUGGGCACCGGAAGACCGACGUGAGAAGGGGGAGCCCACACGAGUGCAGCAGCAAACUGCCUCUGCACGUUGAGCCCGUGUAGGUGAGGAGGGCGAGGGGUCGCCUCUGGGGAUGGGGCCGCUGCCGGCCCUUCUCCUCUCUCCAUCCUCGGCUGUGGGCUCUGGGCGCUGUGGUUGGAGCUCAUCCCACCCUGCCUGGCAUCCAUGGCUGCGUGCUGCUGGGGCCUUAGGGCGGGAGGAGCGGCUGCGAGGAGCUGGUUUGGGGCUCUGUGGGAGUCAGGGUGCUCCCCACAGCUCCGCUGUGCUGCUGCUGGGAAACCUCCGGCUUUGUUACCUUUCUGAGGACACCCUGCAGCGCAUCCGUGUCCCAUCACAGCGUCCCAUAUCUGUGCCCUUCUCGGAGCUCCUCUGCUGGGCCGGGUGCUGCUGCUGGCCUGGGGGCUCCCCCUGCCUGGAUGCCACCUUGGGGCCAUUUUAGAGCUGUGAGGGGGAAGAAUUUCGGGGUAAAGCGGUGGAAGUGGAGGGAGCGCUCCGUGCCGGGUGGGCGCUGCUGGUGGGCAGUGGGGGCGCGAGGGUGGGUUGUGAUGGUAAAUGGUGUGUGUUGGAACAUAACGUGGGGAGGGGGCCGUGCCGCGGGGCAGGCCGGUUAAUUGGUUAAUUAAAGCAGUCCUGGGAA